CUGGUGUGGGAUCUGUUUGGCCAAAGUAGUGGGAAUGUGUGUUGGGCAUAGUGGUAUGUAUAGGAUUAUGGCGCUUCAAUUUCCUUUACCAUUUUUCGUAAACAAAUAUACAAUGCACUUUCCCAACUGGGAAACGGUGCAAUAUGGAACAAAGCGUCUACCACACGAAGACGACUACUCUCUACGUCGGAAGUUAUUUUGAGCCUGCAGCUCGAGUGCAGGGUGUUUCUGUGAUACUCCAGCCAAUCACGUUGGCAGACAUGACGGCGCAACAGUUAGUCCCUUUAGCUUCACUGGAAAUACUUCGAUACCAACAACACUUUUGUUAGCUGUAAGCAAGCUAUAUAUAGCUAGCAAAAUAGGAUACUGAAAAGACUGGCAGUGGCUGCCAACAAUGCAACGUUUCUCAAAGGGUGGAGCAAAACUGGAAAAUGUAUUCGAAAGAGCAAAGUAACAUGUAUGAAUAACUUUAUUUUAACUCGCAACUACUAGCUAUGAGAACAGCUAACGUUAGCAAAGAAUUCCAGAAGAACUAACGUUAGCUAGCUAAAUAAGUAAGACAUGGCUACCACCAGGGAAAUACAAUACCGAAGCCCCACAGUGAGUAUCAAGCAGGAGCAGGACGAUGACUCGGACACGGAGGAGUCUCACAUUGGUUUCAAGAAGUCGGAUGGACGCGAGUCGCAGAUAAUCCACAGUGGUCACUUCAUGGUGUCCUCGCCGCACAUUGAACACCCACCAAGAAAAGGUUACGAUUUCGACACAGUCAACAAACAAACCUGUCGGACGUAUCACUUCGGGAAGAAGUGUACAUCACAUCUCUCCAUUGACGCGUCGUUGACAAAACUUUUCGAAUGCAUGACCCUUGCAUACAGCGGCAAGUUGGUGUCGCCAAAAUGGAAGAACUUCAAAGGCCUGAAGUUGCUGUGGAGAGACAAGAUCCGGCUCAACAAUGCUAUCUGGAGGGCCUGGUACAUGCAAUAUGUGGAGAAGCGAGAGAACCCUGUCUGCCAUUUUGUUACUCCUCUGGAUGGGACCGUGGACAUGGAGGACCAUCGUCCGGCAGAGGCAAUAGCCACAGAGGGGAAAUAUUGGAAAAGAAGAAUUGAAAUUGUAAUUCGAGAGUAUCACAAGUGGAGGACAUAUUUCAAGAAAAGGUUACAGAAGCACAAGGAUGACGAUCUCUCAAGCCUUCUCAAGGGGCCGGAAGAACAGUUUUCGCUGUUUGAGGAUGUCUUUCCAGACACCUUCCGUGUGUCCCUUUAUCAGGAUGAGGAAAUGGCUGGGCGCCGCAUUGCUCGCAAGAGCCGUGAGUCACCCGUCCCCAUGGAGAUGGACCCACUCUUUGACAUGGAUGUGCUGAUGUCAGAGUUUUCUGACACACUCUUCUCCACGCUGGCCUCCCACCAGCCCAUGGCCUGGCCCAAUCCCAGGGAAAUAGCGCAUGCAGGGAACGCAGACAUGAUCCAGCCUGGACUCAUCCCCCUACAGCCCAACCUGGACUUUAUGGACUCCUAUGAGCAAUUACAAGACUUAUUUCACAGCCUCCGUCAGCCCAUCUUCCCCUCUGCUUCCCUCACUGCCUCAUCCGCCACUCCUCUACACAGCAACAGUUCUCAAUCCCAGGGCCAGCUUCUCUCCUCCAUGCACCUCUCAGCUGACCUCCUGUCCGUCAGUCAUGACCACAGACUCAUCGCCUCCCCAGCCCCCCUGACUAUCUCCUCCCUCAUGUCCAAUCAAACCAGUGGAAGCCCCUCUUACGUACAGAACUACAUGCCUCUGUUCUCUGGGCCGGUGUCCCCUAGUGCUCAGGCUGGAGGCUCCUCCCUCAUGCAAACCUCAGCCCUUCCCACGGUGCGGCACACCCAGACCUGCCAGGGUGCUGCCACCCCAACACUAGUAGCCCCCCCACCCCUAGACGAUGCCACAAGCCUGGACGGUUCCCCGCCCUCAUCUGUCAUCACACAUACAACCACCUCUACUGUUCUACCCAGUGAUGCUGCCACCACCUUCAGUCACAGCUCUGACUUCAGCUCCCUAAACUGGGAACCUCCACCACCACCCCUCCAGCCCCUGCCACCCUCACCUGCCGCCACCCCACAACACCCCCAGACCUUCGCCCUGCCCAGACCCUUCCAGCCCUCUUGCUCCAACAAAAAGACACGCCGUGUCCAAAGGAUUGUUCCUGCCAUCUCCUCGUCUCACCUCAUCCUAACAGCACCCUUCCCAGGGCAUACCAGUGCAGUGAUUGUUACUCCAACCCCCCUGAAAGCAGAUGUGGUUCCCUCAACGGGCGUGAUCAUCGGCUCCUCCAGCCUAUCAAGGGCUCCUGGAUUUCACAUCCUUCCACAGACUCCGAAGUCUCCCCAGCUCAUUAUCCCUAAAGAGGAGACCUACUCUUCCAGCCGCAAGAAACAAGAACCCUCCACAAGUACUGGGCAUGAGGACCGUAGCUCAGGUCAGGGGUCACUGUGUGGGUCAGAGCAGAUCUCCAGUCCUCAGUCUCCACACAGCAGCUGCAUUGCCCUUUCCAAGAACGAGUCCAACCAGAGCCGUAGGGUGACCCAUAUCACUGCUGAACAGAAGAGGCGCUUCAACAUCAACAUUGGCUUCAAAAUGCUGUGCAGCCUGAUUCCUGCUCUCAAGUCUCAGUCCAAUAUCAGUAAUGCAGUCACGCUGCAGAAGACAGUGGAGUACAUUAGGAAGCUGCAGCAGGAGAGGCAGCAGAUGCAGAAGGAGACCAAAAGGCUACGGGAGGAGAUUGAGGAGGUCAAUGCCUCCAUAAAUGUGUGUCAGGAGCAGCUGCCUGCUACAGGUGUGCCCAUCACACGCCACCGAUUCGACCACAUGCGGGAGAAGUUUGAUGAGUACGUGAAGAGCCGCACACUUCAGAACUGGAAGUUUUGGAUCUUCAGCAUCAUUAUUAAACCCCUAUUUGAGUCCUUCAAUGGGACUGUCUCCACCACAAGCAAAGGGGAGCUGUGUGAGACCACACUGCAAUGGCUGGACCGUCACUGCUCCCUCCAUGUGCUGAGGCCCAGGAUGCGCUGGUGAGCUUUUUAUGCUGCUCCCUAUAACCAAACAAACACAAUCAGGAUAUUUUAUGGUGAAGAAAGCAUCAGCCAUACUGUAAGCAUACAGGUUACAUACAUAGCAUAAGUAUGAUGUUCUUUUUUUGUUUCUUAUAAUCAAGCCAUCCUUAUGUCUAAGGUAUGCUUAUGACAGCGUUAUGCUAGCCUGUCAAAGAUACAUUGCUCUUCUCAUAGUUCAGAUCGUAUUUGUCUAAGAUACAGUUAAACAUUAUAGGUUAUAUUGCAAAAGUAGAAACUUUAAUUUCACGUCUCUCCUUUAUUAGUCUCAGAAACCCUGACCUACAUUGGUACAUUGUGGGAGGCAUUUAGAGAAACUACUCCUUUAUUAGUCUCAGAAACCCUGACCUACAUUGGUACAUUGUGGGAGGCAUUUAGAGAAACUACUCCUUUAUUAGUCUCAGAAACCCUGACCUACAUUGGUACAUUGUGGGAGGCAUUUAGAGAAACUACUCCUUUAUUAGUCUCAGAAACCCUGACCUACAUUGGUACAUUGUGGGAGGCAUUUAGAGAAACUACUCCUUUAUUAGUCUCAGAAACCCUGACCUACAUUGGUACAUUGUGGGAGGCAUUUAGAGAAACUACUCCUUUAUUAGUCUCAGAAACCCUGACCUACAUUGGUACAUUGUGGGAGGCAUUUAGAGAAACUACUCCUUUAUUAGCAAUGCACCUCAGAACAGCAAAUACAUGAAUAUACUUUAUUAUUGUAACUCCUGACUGUUGCAGAGUGAGAUUUAGUAUUUGUUUUUUGUUGUAUUU
Molecule: messenger RNA, 3848 nt
Organism: Oncorhynchus kisutch (coho salmon)
Lineage: Eukaryota; Metazoa; Chordata; Actinopteri; Salmoniformes; Salmonidae
Product: MLX-interacting protein-like
Exons: 17
Coding region: 562-3054 (830 amino acids)
Biological process (GO): regulation of transcription by RNA polymerase II
Cellular component (GO): nucleus
Molecular function (GO): RNA polymerase II cis-regulatory region sequence-specific DNA binding; DNA-binding transcription factor activity, RNA polymerase II-specific; protein dimerization activity
Source: RefSeq, a predicted model, not a curated record